AUGUCUCGCGGCGGUAACACCUUGUAUGUGACUGGUUUUAGCCACGGCACCCGCGCUCGCGACCUCGCCUACGAGUUCGAACGGUAUGUCAACCACGCUCACGUCCUCGCCCUCGUCCUCGCCCACGCCGCCCUCGCCCGCACCCAUGCACGCGCUCCUCUCCCCGUCGGAUAUGAGAUAUGCCCUCGAACAAUCGAUCGCUUUGCACAAGCGACCCUCUACCCGCGUCGCCGCCGUCCUCGCACUUUUCGUCCCCUCGCGAUGCCCUCGCGAUCUAGCUCCCGACUACCCACUUGCCUUGCUACGGGCGCCUUGUUCGAUGCGAUAUUCCUGCACCGCGUUCCACGUCAAGCAGACUGUGAGUUCUACAUCGGGAUUAUCCGUUUCCAUGUUCUAACCGUCGAUAGCUUUGCUUUCGUCGAGUAUGAGGAUCGCCGUGAUUCUGAUGACGCCUACCAUGAGAUGCACAACAAGCGCAUCGGUCGCGAUGACAUUUUGAAGAUUGAGUGGGCGAGAACCCCCCCAUCGGCCUCCUGGCGCUUCGAGUCCGGACGCGAUCGCGAUCGUCGCCCUGCUCGUUCCCCCCGACGUGGUAGAUCUCCAUCGCCCAGACGAAGCACUCGAGACUACUCUCCUCGAAAGGAAGACCGCCGCGAUCGGGACCGUGACUACGACCGCGAAAGCCGCAGAGACCGCGACAGAUCGCGCAGCCCUGAUAACCGGGACCGUGACCGUGAUGCCAAAGACGACCGCGAUGACCGCGACGAUCGUGACGAUCGCGAUGACCGCGACAGAAGAGAAAACGGUACCAAUGGAGACGAGAGGAAGCCGGUUGAGAGUCCUCCCCCAGCACCCGAGGAUCUUGAUGUGGCCGAGUGA
Messenger RNA from Beauveria bassiana ARSEF 2860, 879 nucleotides. Its product is annotated as pre-mRNA-splicing factor srp1. The coding region runs from base 1 to 879 and encodes 292 amino acids. The record is from RefSeq and is a predicted model, not a curated record. Gene Ontology annotation, molecular function: nucleic acid binding. The transcript is spliced from 5 exons. Lineage: Eukaryota; Fungi; Ascomycota; Sordariomycetes; Hypocreales; Cordycipitaceae.